Molecule: messenger RNA, 2178 nt
Organism: Thalassophryne amazonica
Lineage: Eukaryota; Metazoa; Chordata; Actinopteri; Batrachoidiformes; Batrachoididae
Product: extensin-like
Exons: 4
Coding region: 1-2178 (725 amino acids)
Source: RefSeq, a predicted model, not a curated record
AUGACAUCAUCAGUGUCCAACCAGUCUGUCUCCGCACAGUUCUAUUUCCUGUCAGGGGAAACUAUGUCAGGACCAAUCUUGGCCCACAGCCUGGUUAAACAAAGCCUGGUUACGGCGCUGAGGUGUGGCCGGCGGCGCUCCGAUAAACCAGCAGAGUUUCCGUUUUAUGAUAAACAGCACAAACUGGAAACUGAAGGUCAAAGACCACAUUACCUCACCCACCAGCCAUCACACAGCCCACGUUACCUCACCCACCGGCCAUCACACAGCCCACGUUACCUCACCCGCCGGCCAUCACACAGCCCACGUUACCUCACCCACCGGCCAUCACACAGCCCACGUUACCUCACCCGCCGGCCAUCACACAGCCCACGUUACCUCACCCGCCGGCCAUCACACAGCCCACGUUACCUCACCCGCCGGCCCUUCACAGCCCAUGUUACCUCACCCGCCGGCCCUUCUCAGCCCACGUUACCUCACCCGCCGGCCCUUCUCAGCCCACGUUACCUCACCCGCCGACCCACACAGCCCACGUUACCUCACCCGCCAGCCCUUCACAGCCCACAUUACCUCACCCGCCGGCCCUUCACAGCCCAUGUUACCUCACCCGCCGGCCCACACAGUCCAAGGUACCUCACCCACCAGCCCACACAGCCCACGUUACCUCACCCACCAGCCCACACAGUCCACGUUACCUCACCCACCAGCCCACACAGCCCACGUUACCUCACCCACCAGCCCACACAGUCCAAGUUACCUCACCCACCGGCCCACACAGCCCACGUUACCUCACCCACCAGUCCACACAGCCCACAUUACCUCACCCACCGGCCCACACAGUCCACGUUACCUCACCCACCAGUCCACACAGCCCACGUUACCUCACCCACCGGCCUGCACAGCCCACGUUACCUCACCCACCAGCCCGCACAGCCCUCGAUACCUCACCCACCAGCCCACACAGCCCACAUUACCUCACCCACCGGCCCUCACAGUCCACGUUACCUCACCCGCCAACCAUCACACAGCCCACGGUACCUCACCCACCAGCCCACAGAGUCCACGUUACCUCACCCACCGGCCAUCACACAGCCCACGUUACCUCACCCACCGGCCCACACAGCCCACGAUACCUCACCGCCGGCCCACGUUACCUCACCCGCUGGCCCACACAGCCCACGAUAUCUCACCCGCCGGCUCACACAGCCCACGUUACCUCACCCGCCGGCCCUUAUCAGCCCACGUUACCUCACCCGCCGGCCCUUCUCAGCCCACGUUACCUCACCCGCCGACCCACACAGCCCACGUUACCUCACCCGCCGGCCAUCACACAGCCCACGUUACCUCACCCGCCGGCCCACACAGCCCACGAUACCUUACCCACCGGCCCACAUAGCCCACGAUACCUCACCGCCGGCCCACGUUACCUCACCCGCCGGCCCUUCUCAGCCCACGUUACCUCACCCGCCGGCCCUUCUCAGCCCACGUUACCUCACCCGCCGACCCACACACCCCACGUUACCUCACCCGCCGGCCAUUCACCGCCCACGUUACGUCACCCCGCCGGCCCUUCACAGCCCAUGUUACCUCACCCGCCGGCCCACACAGUCCAAGGUACCUCACCCACCAGCCCACACAGCCCACGUUACCUCACCCACCAGCCCACACAGCCCACGUUACCUCACCCACCAGCCCACACAGUCCACGUUACCUCACCCACCAGCCCACACAGCCCACGUUACCUCACCCACCAGCCCACACAGUCCAAGUUACCUCACCCACCGGCCCACACAGCCCACGUUACCUCACCCACCGGCCCACACAGUCCACGUUACCUCACCCACCAGUCCACACAGCCCACGUUACCUCACCCACCGGCCUGCACAGCCCACGUUACCUCACCCACCAGCCCGCACAGCCCUCGAUACCUCACCCACCGGCCUGCACAGCCCACGUUACCUCACCCACCGGCCCUCACAGUCCACGUUACCUCACCCGCCAACCAUCACACAGCCCACGAAACAGAGCCAGUAUUCUCUGGGUGAACCAGAACUGGAGUGGAGUUGCUGGGAUAAAAGACGAAGGAGAGGUGGAGGGGAGGAAGGUGAGGCAGCUGCAGAGCGAACGGCGGCGCAGUGGGCUGAGCUACACGCUGGUGUGGCUCCAAGUCUCCCAUAA